AGCUUGCAAAAGGAUAAAUAUGGAAAGCCGAAGAAAUUAACUUUGGAACAAUUGGAAACAAUACGUAAAAAUGGUGAAUUCGACGUUCCCAGUUUGCAUUUUACUGGCCAGGUCCACAAGUGGCGCCUCUCUCAACUCCUGCAAAAGGGCACCCUGCGCGCCCAUGAUUCCUUCUUAAGCGACCUGGCGUUGGCAGCACGCUUCGUAGUCGUCACAGCYCGGGCCCGCAUCUUCUCCCACUUUUUUUCUGUGGUGCAUGCAAUGCAUGCUCUGCUGAAUGCACUCAUCAGGCUGGUAGACAUGUUUAUCGGUGUGCCCGCAUUGCUGGCCCACAAUUUGGACUACAAGAUUAAGGAGGAGCGUUGCCGCUUCCUCAUAGCUGAGCUGGUGUGUCGGAUGUACAAGGCCGUUGACAAGGUGCAACAGGAUAUCAAGCGAACUCGCGAGGAGCACCAGAAGUGCUUGGCCAACGAUCACUCUGUACUGUCACGCGUGGCGCCCUGGCUUCGCUCCAAGCUGCGAAACGCAGAACAGCACAAGCUGAACAAGUGUGCCUGGUCAGCGCACGAGGAAGCACUGAAGAUGUGUAGCCAGCACAAUCUGCAGCAGACUGCCUACUUUCUGUCGCGCGAUCUGGCGUUCAUGAAGGAGCGUGAGCCAGUGCUGCUGAAAGAGCUGAAGAAUGCCAAGACACCUACGCGUAGUUUCCAAUGGGCAUGYCGUAUCUGGUCGCCACAGGCGUGGAUCAUCAGGCGCAAUUUUCAGGGACAAUCGGAUGUGAUCCCCACGGUAAUCAGCCAGCAGGCUACAUCGAUAGUCACGCCACGUUCAGAUCCUAGCCAACCUGUAUUUCUGGUUGAGAAGGAAAUGAUACGCACCACCAGCACGCGUUGGCCCUUUUGGCGUUUGUUGAAUCUGUUGCAACGCACCUGGUGCUGGACUUGGAACAUGAUGUUUUUGCUCGGAAUUCUUGUGCCCUGGUGUAGUCCCCUGGGAUUGCGGGCGCUCUUCUGCAUUAAGCCCUUUAUGCCCGACCUGGAACUGUCUCAAAUCAAUGGCACUCUGUUUCCGCGCAAAACCAGCAUCACCCAGACUCUAGCUUCGCGGCUAAUCGAACUCUGGCGACACAUAUCAAAAUCGCGCACUCAUUUYGAAACUGAACCUGACACAGGUUUCAUUGGCAAGGGCUUGACACGCAAUUUGAACCGCACUUGGAAUUACUUCGUGAAAGGAUUUCUGGGCACUAUUGUAAUUCUAUUCGCAUUCCCGAUAAUAUGCCUGGCGACCUGUUUGCUCAGCAUUGGUUUGGCAUUGAGUGCACCUCUGUGGAUUCCAGUGUUUGUGCUCCUGUUGCACACCUACAUGAUAUUAAUUUAUGACCUCGAUGCACCGGACAACACUAGAAAUCGUUACUGCAUUCUGCUGRAGGUGCUCAUAUGGAACUUUUUGAUCCAGGGCCUGCUCCAGCCGCUGGUGGCGAUUUUGGUGGCYACGUUGCUUUGCCCGCUCGCGGCAGGUGUCGUUUUAAUAGUUGGGGUUGUGCGUUAUACACUGCGGCUGCUCUGGGAUUCUGUUACGUUCCAUUUGUUCAUCAAAAAGUGCGGACGUGUGCCCGCAUCGGAUAGCAUUGCUGUAAAGCGGAUCGCUGGGCCCGGGUUGGCCUUGGAYUAUUACUUUAUCAUACGGCCGGAACAGGCGUUGGCAGCACUAGAGGCUAAAAUGGAACUGGACGAACUGCAGGCCUAUCAGCAUGCUACCGAGCGUGUAAUAUUACAGCCACAGCAGGAUUUUCUGCAAUUUGUCGAAGCCUGUUUUGGUCCAUUUUCCGCUCAGUUGUCGAAAACUGGUCCAUAUUUAGCGCUCGAUCGCGAGGCCCAAGACCUAAUGAGCUCGCUGCAUGAAAAGCUGGAGAAACGGCGYAGAGAGCUKCAAACCAGUCUCAGCUCUCAGGUCAAGUCGCGKAUUAAGCUGAACACCAAAGAAUUGAAGAUUGUCAUACAACUGGCCGCCCAUUUACUCGAAAAAUACUAUCCGUCUCAUGUAGUUGGUAGGCUGUCGAUUAGUGAAGAAGAAUUUUGGGACAACAAAGGUCUCUCGGUUAACGACUGGCCAGGUCUCGCGGGUCUCAUAUAUACCGAAAUAUUUAGUUUAGAUUUUCUAACGCCAUUGACUGAAAACGAUACGCAUUUUAAAUUAGAACCACAUGCCUCGCUUGAUUUAAUGCGCUAUACGGAGAUGGUGAAGAAUGCYAACGAUGUGAUCGGYUCCAAAGGGCUGGAUUUGCUGGGCAAUGUGUAUGCACCUCGCGGCAAUGUCCAGGUGCAUUUACCAUUCCUCGAAGUGACCGCAUUUAAUCCGCGUUCACGCAUCACGUUGACUUUCCGCAAACCCGAG
This is a messenger RNA of Drosophila arizonae, 2394 nucleotides long. RefSeq lists its product as uncharacterized. Lineage: Eukaryota; Metazoa; Arthropoda; Insecta; Diptera; Drosophilidae. The record is from RefSeq and is a predicted model, not a curated record.